AAUCUUCUUUCUUUCUCCACCAAACCAUCACAAAUACUGCCAACCGGCAAGGAAAAUAAUCCCCCUUCUUAUUCCCCUCCGAUACCUUUCAUCUAUCAUAUUCCCUCAAACCGUCUAUCACAAUCACGAUGGACAGGCCAAGUGCCCGAGCUUCUGCAAAGAAGCGCAAAGCAGGAGAGGCACCCGAAAUACCCGUGGAAGCCAGCAAGAAAACUAAGCUCUACAACAUCAACCGCUCUUCCCCUGAUACCAUCAGUGAUAAUGAUGACUUCCAGGAAGAAGACACUACUGCAUUUACUACUACUGGCCACAAGAUCGCCAGAGUUUCGAACGCAAAAAAAGUUGCCCCCAAAGCCAAAAUCAACACCUCCAAAAACAGCAAAGUCACCACCAAACCUGCCGAAAUCGAAGGCGGGAGAGUCGCCGAAGCCAUCAUUAGCAAGCAGGCAUCCAACCCGACCAAGACCUUGAAGCGCAAGAGCACCGGAGGCGGGUCUGAGGAAAGAUUGGGAUUCGCCCUUCCGGCUAAGAAGGCCAAGGUUGGGCAGAGCCAGAAGGGGGAGACUACUGGUGAAGUUAUUGAGGAAGUGAGGAACGUUGGUGAAGUUCAUAAGAAACCAAAAGUCAAGGAGACAGCUGGAAAACACGGCCCUAUCUCUGCUCUCAGGAGAGGUAAGACUGGCAAAGCCCCGGAUUCCUGAACUGUUGGUAAAGAGAAAUUGACCCGUUAGCAGUUAAAGUCGGCACCGCUCCCCAAGGGGAAAAAGUCGACAAGCCAGCAAAGACCAAGGGCAUGCGUGACAAUCCCAAGGCUGGGAGGGUCAAGGAUACUGCUAGAGUUACCAAAGCGAUCAUAGCCGACAAUAGUCCCGAGACUUCCAAUUCCGAUUCCGAAAUUGAAAUAACUGCACCUGAAGGGUCAAACAAUGUCAAAGCUUCCAAGGACAAAACUGCUCUCAACGCGGGCGGGGGAGAGCCUGUCCCCGGGAAAGUCGCAGCUAAUAUCGGUCUUGAGAUGGCUAGGCGCCGCAUUGCCCCUUCGUGCAAAGCCCUAGAUAAGGAGUCCAUUGAUGUCGUCGAGAAUACAGUUCAAGAUGUCGGUACGCGCAAGGGCUCUAGAGCCAAGGGAUUCCAGCAGAAUGAAAACAAUAGCACUAGCUCCCAGGGAUCUAGAUUUGGCAAAGCGAAGGACAGGACUACUACCAACGCUAUCGAAGGAGAAAGGAACCAAGUGAAAGCCAAUGCCAAAGUUCCUCACAAUGGGCCCAAAAGUCAUAAGGCAUCCCAAGGUGAAACCUCCACCCAGGACAUCGUUGAAAUCGAUGAAGAUCAUGAGACACCAAGCUCCGGGAAGGCCAAGAAUAACGUUACCACUACAACUAAGCCAAUCUCUGCGCCGGCAAGCCAGGAAGCGGGCGGUCUUCUAGGACUCGGAGUAGCGAAGUCCAUUUCCAGAGAUGAUCUUCCAGAGAUUACCUCUAGGGCCUCCUCCCGUGAUGGUAGAGCCGGGGCCAGUACGUCUAUCCCGCAGAUUUCCGAAGUCGAGCCGCCGAGGCACCCUUUCAUAGUAACGGAUCCCAAUAAACCCCGUCCAAGGGGCCUCGGACGUACUCAUUUCGAAGAAAGUAAGUAAACCAUCUGCAGCCCCCUCCCUCUUCCAACUUCGCUAACAUGCCAAUAGCACCGGCCUACAAGAACCUCAUGGAAGUGGCUACUCAAGUCAAACGCGCGGCGAGAAUCCUGACUAAAAAGCUAGUUUCUGCAAAAGCAGCGAGCAAGAAUUCCUCAGCAGAGGAGCAGCAAAACAUCGUGGUUAAUGCUUGUGAGAAAGUAAAGAAAUUCGUUAAAAUUUAUUCCCCGCAGAUCAAAUUUCUCAACGCCGAGGAACACACGGCUCUUCUUAGGGCAGCCGUUCAGUGCUUGGGUGGUGCCGAGGCCGCCGAACUGCCUAACCGCGAUUUUCAGAAGGUCCUUUGGACCUUUUUGGAAGGAAUGAAACUUAGCGAGAGUCAAGCCAUAACUGUGGGUCUGUACCCCAUUCUCGAGAUCUACAAGAUGGAAGAAGAAUCCGGAGAACUAGGCCCGGGUGUCAAGCAACUCAUCGCCUCUGUCAAUGCAUCCCUCGUGAGGAAGAGCAAAGCGGCUGAGGCGAGGCUUGUAGACCCCGACUAUCUUCCGGAGGAUUAUCUCACGUAAGUUUCCACGGCCGAAUACCACUUUCCCACUAUCAGAUGAGCCACUAACACCAGCCCAUAUAGUAGAAUGCAGAAGCGCGUCCUUGCAAUGGGCAACGUCUCGAAGCCUAUUUCCGACGAAUGGGAAAAGUUCCUCAAAGACAGCGCUCCCCCGAAGGCCGUUCAGAGAGCUCAGCCCCUUAGCUAUGUGGACCAAGUUGUCCCCUUAUACCAGCCCAUACCUCCUACGAUCAAGCCUAAGCCUGCUCGAGCUAAAAGCCAGUGGGAGAAGAAUCAUAUGGUUUCUAAGAUAAUUUCAAAGAACCGUUCAAAUAAGAGGCUCGAGACGAAGAUACGCAACGCCUACAAGGUCGUUCGUGAGCAUAAGACGUAUGAUCUAGAACAAGAUGAUGGUGAACCUACGGAAUAUCGCUCUUGCGGAAGGCCCCCAAGGUUUGAUGAAACGAAAGAAGCCCGUCAGAUCUUAGAAUAUGACGCCUUCGGGAAACCUAUAUGGCCUAAUGAUGCGGAGGAAGCUGGUGGGUCCAUGGUGCAUGGCUCUUUCAGCAAUCCUUUGGAGUUUAAUUGAAGCCCCUUUCGAGUUUUUUCACCCCCGUAAUAUUUUACUCCUAGUUUGUGAGGCAGCUAGUUAUUAUCAGUGUACGUAAAUCGUUUACAAAUAAAAAUCUAUUACAUCCUCUGGGAUUCCCUUCCGGCUUGUGUCAGAUUAUUCCAGGUAUGAUAGCCG
Molecule: messenger RNA, 2922 nt
Organism: Tuber aestivum (summer truffle)
Lineage: Eukaryota; Fungi; Ascomycota; Pezizomycetes; Pezizales; Tuberaceae
Source: the annotation of a GenBank genome assembly